Molecule: messenger RNA, 1909 nt
Organism: Serinus canaria (Common canary)
Lineage: Eukaryota; Metazoa; Chordata; Aves; Passeriformes; Fringillidae
Gene: SENP2
Product: SUMO specific peptidase 2
Exons: 18
Coding region: 13-1737 (574 amino acids)
Biological process (GO): protein desumoylation
Cellular component (GO): nucleus
Molecular function (GO): deSUMOylase activity
Source: RefSeq, a predicted model, not a curated record
UGCGCGCGGUCCAUGUACCAAUGGCUGCUCGCGGUCCUCCGCGCCCUCCGCGACGCCGCCCGCCAGGCCCCGGCCCCGGUUCUCGCCCUCAGCCCGGACCCGCGCCCGGAGCCGCCUCCCCGAAAGAAAGCGCCCCCCAGUGUUCUGUCACCUGUGGAAGAUCCUGAGGAGAUCCCUGCAAAGAGGCCGAAACCAGAAUGUGUCUCUGGGGCUAACAAGGAGCCUGAAGAGGUUUCUGUGGCUGCCAGGUUGCCACCUAAGGCAACAAGUAGAAGCCAGGAGACUGAAAAGAGAGAUGACUUCUCCUUCUCUGAGUCUGAAGAUGAGGUUGUGUACAUUUCUUCUGACUCCUCAUUCGUAGCUUCUGCAGAGGAUGAGGACACAACAGAACCUGACAAAAUGCCUUGUGACACCAAUCCAUGCUUGACUGAGGAAACACCAUCCUCUCUUUGUAAGAGAGUUCCAUAUCUGAGCCUGAGCAGGAAUAACCACAUCCGAGCUGCUCCAGAGAGCCCUGUCACACCCAGGCCCCCCAUUAAGGAGCCAGGUCCCAACUCUCCCAGAGUCAGUGGCACCAGGAGGCCUUUGUGUGCUGCUGAAGAGGAUGUUCAGCAAGCAGAAAAUAAGAAAUACAAAGAGCUCUUGAGUCUGUUCAAAGAGAAAUAUUCUGGAAGACUUACUUCUCCACGGUCAGCAAGACUCAACAAAGUUCAAACCAAGGAACCAGGGAUGACUGGGAGUCCCCUGAAAGAACAAAAACCCAGAGGUGCCUCUCCACCUGUGCCAGAAAGGACCAGUGUCAAACAUGGGGAUGUUUUCAGCCCCCAGCUGCCUCAGAGAGGUGUCAUGAUCAGCUACUACACACCACCAGAAGACUCUCGUGGACAGGGAAAACGAGAGAAACGAGCUGCUUCAGUGGGCCAGUGUGAAGCUGAAGUCCCCCAAAGAAAGUUAUUCCAGUUCCAUGUGACACCUGUCCUGUCCAAAGACCUCUUCUUUGUGGACAGCGAGCCACUGCCAUGCCUAGAAAAGCCAGGGGAUGAUCUGGCUCCACUGACAGAGGCUAUGGAGAGUGAGAUCUCUGCUGCCUUUGACAGUGGUGAGCCUGAGGACAUCCUGAGCAGGGCCUUCAAGCUCACUGUCACCCGUGAGGACAUCUGCACCCUGCAGCCCCUGGGCUGGCUCAAUGACAGGAUCAUGAAUUUCUACAUGGGUCUUCUGGUGGAAAGAAGCAAGAAGGAAGGAUAUCCAGCAGUCUAUGCUUUUAAUACCUUCUUUUAUUCCAAGCUGAGCUCUACAAGCCACAAGGGAGUAAAGAAAUGGACUAAAGGUGUGGAUAUCUUUGAGCAUGAUGUCAUCUUGGUGCCUAUUCACCUCAGAAUUCACUGGACACUGCUGGUUGUAGACCUCCGAGAGAAAACCAUCAAAUACUUUGACUCCUUGGGACAGAAGGGAGACCACAUUUGUAAAACUGUCUUAAAAUACCUGGAAGAGGAAAGCAGGGAGAAAAGAAACAUUGAACUGACUGCUUCUGAGUGGACCCUUCACAGCAUGGGCACAGAGGAAAUCCCUCAACAAAAUAAUGGAAAUGACUGUGGAGUUUUUGUUUGCAAAUUUGCCGAUUUCAUCUCCAGAGACAAACCCAUCAUCUUCACCCCGGAACACAUGCCUUAUUUCCGCAGGAAGAUGGUGUGGGAAAUAAUCCAUCAGCAGCUGCUGGGAGACAUGCACUGUUAGAAAUACACUGUUCUGUAAAAGAGUAGUAUUUAUUUCUUAUUGUUUAGGUUUCUCCGAAGGACAGCCACUGGCUCUCGGCUUGCAGGAGACUACAGAAGAGCUCUGGGACACGGGGGAUGGUUUCCUUCUUCCACCUCGCAGCUGACUUGGUCGAGAUCAUUUUUUCCAACUC